AUGCUUAGUGACACAUCGCCGUCCAGCAGUGGCCAGCCAGGCUGUAUCACGCCCCUAGGUGACCUCCUCGGAAGCUCUGACCACGAGGAAGCUGCACUUCAAGCCUGCCCUGUCUUGAGCCCUGGUGCCGAUCAUCUAUCAGCCUCACAGGAAUCACCAGGCAAAGCCAGCUCCGGCAGAACUAUGGGCGAUGUCGGUGAACUAUCCGUCGCGCCGACAACCCACGAUGACGUCUCCGAUGCCCAGCUAACCCAGAAGUCGUAUCAAGUCGGGUCGAGCCGUGCGAAACCAGCUGCUCUGCCCACUCCUCUCCCCCCCCCAGACCAGUCAAGAGGCAUCACUGUGCGCGAUACCACCGCAGUCAAGAUGCGUAGUCACCCCACGACCGCCAAAAAGGCCCAGGCCAACUUUAUCAUCGUACAUACUCAAGACUCGGCUUCAGAUAUAAUCGAGGCCAUCUAUAAGGAACUGUCCCGGGCACGUAACGAUUGUGCCCUUGAACUUUGCCACAGCUCCGAAGGCCCGUAUCUACGCAUCAUCGCCUCUACCGAGAAGAGCAUCGCGGAGCUCGUACAGGCGGCACGAGAUUCAGCCGAUGAUUUGAUUUCCGAUGAAGCUAGCGGCGCAUCAAGGAUUUUCCAGGAGCCGCCCGCCGGUCUCAAGAAUGAUGCUCGGGUCUUCCUGAAUGUCGGCUUGCUCCCUUCUAGUGUGCGCCCGAGGCUCCAGCCACGGGGAGAUGCCGCGAAUCCGGGAUCCCAACCAGGCUUCCAAGAAUACGUCUCGAGCCUCACCAACAGCGUUUAUAGAGGACUGAAGAAGGCCGGCAGAUUUCCUCUGCUGCUAACAUUGCGAAUUCACCUAGGCCAUUAUUUCCUGGAGGCAUACCCGCGAGGUAAGGAGGUCUACCAGUAUGGCGACUUCCACGCCAUGAUGAAGAAUCCUCGUGUUUCUGGCCGGUUAAAGACUUGGAUAGGAGACGAAACGACUGCCGAGAGGGUAUUGGACUUCGUCAGGAAUGGCUCAAACAGUCCCUUCCAGCCAACUAGCAACCAGGCCUCGUCACCGACAGACGUCCUACCCGACUACUUAUUUGAGGUACACUCGCAAAACUUCAAGUUCGAUGUAUCGAUCAUAACCACAGCUCGCGCGAGAAGGCAUGGUACCUGUCAGAUGUACCGCGUAGCGGCCUCGGAAACAGAUCCCAACGCCGCCGAGCUUGAAAUUACCAAUUUAAGCGUAGGAAAGGAGCUCGACUGGGCAUUACGGGCCAUCAGAGAGGAGAAGCACGCGAAAAUCUCCCAGGACAUUGUUCAGUACCUGCGGUCCGCCAAGGUCCACAUGGAAGACCUCGGUCGAGCCCAUGAUUUCGACGUCUACCCACUCGUGGCUCUUGAUCGCCGCAACCCAAUAGCGGGAAAACUCAAGGAUGCUAUUAUGAAAACCGUCUACCGGUUCCGGUGGAAGGCUACAACAUACAUCGUUGAAAUUGCAGUUAAUCAUCGAUGGAGUGACAUCGCCGCGAUGGUCGGCCGGGCGCCACCUAUUAUUGAUCUCGGUGUCUCUAUUUAUGGUCAAGAUUGGGACUUAGAUGACCAAGCCGCCGGGAACAUCUGGGGCGAGGAACUCCAGUUCCUACUUGAGGACGGCGGACAAACCACAAGACCCCAGGGUGUUGAUAGAGUUGCAAAUUUCUUGCAUGUGGUGAUGGAUGUUCGUGAUACUCUUGAUCCCUUCUUUAGGGGACACGAGCCGGGAAUUGCCUAA
Durotheca rogersii is the source of this 1764-nucleotide messenger RNA. RefSeq lists its product as uncharacterized. The coding region runs from base 1 to 1764 and encodes 587 amino acids. The record is from RefSeq and is a predicted model, not a curated record. The transcript has 4 exons. Lineage: Eukaryota; Fungi; Ascomycota; Sordariomycetes; Xylariales; Xylariaceae.